GGGCGGAGAGUUUCGUGCGUGGAGCUCUUGCCGCCGAGAGAUCGCCGUGGAUAUCUUGGUACAGAAUCUUAUCGAUAGCCCUAAUCUACGGCGAUUCGCUCGAAGAAUCCUCGCCUUUUCUCUAAAUUUCGUCCUGAUUCGACUGUUCUUGCUGCGAGCAAUGGAUCUUUCGACCAAGCUCCAAAACAUUGAUCUCCGAUCGAGGUUCCUCUUAGGUUCGCCCCUCUUGGACUCGGAUAGGGCGAGAAUACGGCCGCGGCUUCAUCUCGCCUCGCUUUCUCCCUCGCAAAGCAGGGGGCUUGGUGUGUCUUUGGUGAACAAGACCGGCUUUCCCAGCCCCACGGUGGGCAAGCUCGGUGUUACGGCCAGGGCCGCCGUUGAGACGGCCAUCACGGAUGCGGACGCCACCACUGCUGAUCUCGAAUCCCUCUUCUCGGAUAGUGCCGUGGAGGAUGGGUCCAGGAGGCCGGCGAAGAAGAAGUAGAGCACUGGGGUGUCGAGCGUCUCGUCGGGCGUGUCUGGAAGGCUAUCUUAAUAAGCAAGAUGUACCAAUGGUUAUCAUAUCCCAUGACAGAGCUUUCCUUGAUCAGUUGUGCACCGAAAUUGUGGAAACGGAUAUGGGAGUGUCACGGACAUUCAUGGGCAACUAUUCUGAUUAUGUUCUAGCAAAAGCAGCAUGGGUGGAAGCUUAAUAUGGAGAUUUAGCAUACAAAAGAGUUAAUAAACAGAUUAGGAGGUGGAGUUAAUGCUCGACGCGCAUCUAGUGAAGAGAAGAAACUGGAGAAACUUCAAGAAGGACAAGUUGAGAAGCCCUUUGAACGAAAGCAAUUAAAGAUUAGAUUCCCUGAGCGAGGAAGAAGUGGGAGAACUGUCUUAAUGGUUAAGAAUCUAAAUUUUGGAUAUGGUGAUAAUCUGUUGUUUGAAAAGGCAAAUCUUUUAGUUGAGAGAGGCGAGAAAAUAGCCAUUAUUGGGCCAAAUGGAUGUGGAAAGAGUACUUUACUGAAACUAAUUAUGGGCUUCAAGAAGCCUCAGGGGGGUGAUGUCUUGCUCGGGGAGCAUAAUGUGUUGCCAAAUUAUUUCAAACAAAACCAGGCAGAAGCUCUUGAUCUGGAGAAAACUGUCCUUGAGACUGUUGAAGAAGCCACAGUGGACUGGAGAAUUGAUGAUAUAAAAGAUCUCCUUGGUCGUUGUAACUUCAAAGCAGACAUGCUUGAUAGAAAAGGCGCGACUUGCUUUUUGCAAAUUUAUGGUGAAGCCAUCUACUUUAUUAGUUCUGGAUGAACCUACCAACCAUCUAGAUAUACAGUCAAAAGAGGUGCUAGAGGAGGCUAUAUCUGAAUACCAAGGCACUGUUAUCACCAUUUCUCAUGAUUGUUACUUCAUAAGACAGAUAGUUAAUAGGGUGGUGGAGGUGAAAGAUGAAACUCUGCAAGAUUAUGCAGGCGACUACAAUUAUUAUCUGGAGAAGAACCUCGAGGCUAGGGAAAAAGAACUGGAGCGUGAGGCUGAGCUUGAAGAAAAGGCUCCAAAACCAAAAGCCAAGUCUAAGAUGUCAAAGGAAGAGAGAGAAGUCAUGAAGGAUUAAAAAAUGCUGGCUUUUCAGCAAGCAAAAGCCAAGUCCAAGAGGCUGAAGAAUGCAAAGCGCUGGAAGUGAUGACACCUGAAGAUUUGAAGAGGGUGACAAUUAAAGGAGUAGAUAAUGCUUGAUUCUUGAAUGAUAAUAGCAUACAAUGUUCAAAGCAAAACAAAGUACCAACACUGUGAGACAAUGAUCUGUCAAGAAGACGUUCUAAUGGAGUCCAAGAAGUGCCAACAAGCAAUCAUUGGUUAUUCCAUCUGCUUCUGCUUGUGAAAUACAUAUCUACAGCAAAAAAUUUUCUUUCUUAGCAAAUUUUCAUCAGAACAUAAAGUUUCCUUAGUGAAGAUUGGAGUGCUCUUGAAUAUGUCAGAAAAAUUCCUGAUAAGCUUGACUUGCUUUUUCUGUUGACUGAAAAAAGUUUGGCUUGUCUCUGUUGCUGAUCAACAGGUUGUUCUCCAACUAAGUUGUGAUUUGCAUGGGGUCCUGACAAGCAAAGUCUUCAGAUUUCAAACCUCCCAAUUUGUCCAUCACAUAUGCAAUGCUGUUUCUGAGGAAAGAGGGAUCCCUGAACAUGUCUUCUCCCAAUCCAGUAAGUCCACACUCCAUAAGAUGAAAAUUCUUUCACACUAUUUAGAAUCCACAGAUGUAGUCAAAAAUAAGUUUUUGACUACACUAAGUCUGAGAAGAGAUAAGAAUAUGUUAUGUAUUAUUCAUUUUUCUCCCCAUUGUAGUCUCAUAAUCCUGAUGAGGUGUCUACUCCAUAAUCUUGCAUAAUUUUUCUGAAGGAUGAUAUGACAUGGAAAGAUUGCACCAGCACUUGAAUUAUGUCACGACAGCAGGACUGGCUUCCUUUAUAGUAUGAAGGUUCUUUCAGCAUUUCACUUUCACCUUUUCUUUCCCCUUUCAAAUCCUCUCUCUCUCUCUCUCAUAUUGAAUCCACUUCAACUUGUCUGUGUUACUGGGUCAUCUUCUAAAUUGUCAGACCCAGUUCUUCCUCUGUUCUUAUCAGAAAGCUCUUUGUUUCAGUCAUAUCACAUUCUUCUGCUGUCCUCAAAUUCCAAUAUAAUCCACAUAAUCCUCAGGGUUUGUUCCUUAUGUUGAUCCACCUACUCUGAUCCCAAAGAGCUCACUUCCUCCAAAGCUCAAGCUUCGUUCAGUUCCUAUCACAAAACAACUCCUUUUUCUGCACCUCUCCAUGGGCUGCACCACCUCAAAGCAGGCCCGCCGCGACCGCCGGAGGUCGCCCUCCCCGCUCGCCCGCAGCCGCUCGUUGCCCCGCGACCACAAGGCCGGUGUCGGCAGCAAUGACCAUGUCGUCGCUCUCACCUCCGCCACUCUCGGCUCCUUCAAGCUCGACAAGGAAGCGAAGCAGAGUGUCGGCGACGAUCAUGGAGAUCUCAAGAGCAAGCUCGCCGAGGCCAAGGCCUGGACAGAGAAGAUGAGCAAGCGAAUCCCGACAACGCCCACUGAGACGCCACCCGAUGAGCCCGAGGCCGUGGACGCCUUGGAGCUCAUGGCAGGAUUGGAGGAGGCUGCCGCUCCUCGAUUCUCCUCCGCCACCGUCGUCGACCGCCAUUCCUUCUCGUUCUACCCCAUCCAUGAAUCCAACAGGGUGCUCGGAUCGACGCAAGGCACCGUGUGGAGCAACGCCUUGGCGUUCCCUUCUCCUAUCUGGAAGCCGGCAAAGAUCGAGGAGCACGCGGUCGGCAUCGGUGAGUUCGAUCCGGAGGUUCUAUCCGCCUUUCGCAAGGCCAUGGAGGAGCUCUCCCCUCAGCACCCCUGCCUCCUCCGGUCCCCCGAGUCGAGAACUCCAUCAGCCAACGUCAUCCACGCAAGGAUCAGUGGCUUCCAAGAAAGACUCGAUUCCAAGAAGGCCAAUGCCAAGGCCGGGCAGGAUUCAGAACUCAAGAGAUGGCCGCCCGGCGGCGAGGGGAAGGUGGUGCUCUACUUCACAAGCCUUCGAGGGGUGCGGAAGACCUACGAGGACUGCUUCCUGGUAAGGAUGAUUCUGAAGGGCUACGGACUUCGGGUCGACGAGAGGGACGUCUCGAUGGACAGAGGGUUCAGGAACGAGCUCAAUGAGAUGCUCGGAGCCGAUCGCGUCGCUGUGCUGCUCCCGUCGGUCUUCGCGAAUGGCAGGUACGCGGGAGGGGUGGAGGAGGUGAGGCGGAUCCACGAGGACGGCGAGCUGUCGAAGGCCUUCAGUGACUGUGAAGCGACGAUCGAAGGAGGAAGAGGAGGGCCGUGCGAGGACUGCGGAGACAUCAGGUUUGUGAUCUGUGGCAAGUGUUCAGGGAGCUGCAAGGUGUACGUAGAAGAAGAAGAAGAAGAAGAGGAAGAGAUGGAGGAAUGGGAGGACGUCGGAGGUGGAUUCCGGCGAUGCAUGGAGUGCAAUGAGAAUGGAAUAGUGAGGUGUCCUGCUUGCUGUUGAGCUUGGGAGCUCAGUGACAGUAGAGUGUGUGUGGAGCUUGGUGUGUGCGCAGCAGAGUCCAUUGGUGGUGAGGAGUGAGGUAGAGAGGUGAGUGAAGCAAGCUCUGUGAGGGAGUUGCAGUUCGAGUUGUGGAGGAUUCCAUCUUCGUGGUUCUUUUACUUUGUUUUUUUUCAUAUAUCGAUAUCUUGACUGAGAGUUCUGUCAAGACAUUACAUUGUCUGCCAUGGUGAGGCAGACAAACUUUGCUUUAUCAGGUGGUUUUCUUUGAUGUUUUCAUGCCCAAUAUGUAAUAGAUAUGUAGUGAUUAUGUUGAAUCAUUGGCGAAUGUUUCAGGAAGAUCAGUACUCUUUUGACA
Musa acuminata AAA Group (dessert banana) is the source of this 4365-nucleotide messenger RNA. RefSeq lists its product as uncharacterized. The record is from RefSeq and is a predicted model, not a curated record. NCBI's taxonomy places the organism in Eukaryota, Viridiplantae, Streptophyta, Magnoliopsida, Zingiberales, Musaceae. The coding region runs from base 2775 to 4010 and encodes 411 amino acids. The transcript has 9 exons.